Molecule: messenger RNA, 2503 nt
Organism: Pseudoliparis swirei
Lineage: Eukaryota; Metazoa; Chordata; Actinopteri; Perciformes; Liparidae
Gene: stac3
Product: SH3 and cysteine rich domain 3
Exons: 13
Coding region: 1134-2126 (330 amino acids)
Biological process (GO): positive regulation of protein localization to plasma membrane; skeletal muscle contraction; positive regulation of voltage-gated calcium channel activity
Cellular component (GO): extrinsic component of cytoplasmic side of plasma membrane
Molecular function (GO): protein binding
Source: RefSeq, a predicted model, not a curated record
ACAUGGCAAUUAGUGUGGGUCACUAGAUCAUUUAGAAUUAGUUUUGUAAUUCUGCAUUGAAGCACUACAUUAACUACAAUGAUGACGACCUUAAAGUGACAUUUUAAUCAAUACUCUUGUCGACGGGCCCUAAAAAAGUACUUUAUUUGAAUUCAGUUUAAACUCAGUUUAAACUGACCUUACAUUCCUAAAUAUAUGUGCGUCUUAUUAAGUCACCAAAAUGUAAUUGCUCAUCACCAACUAAUUCAGAUACACUGCACAGAAAGUGGGUAAAAUGGGGUGACAAAUAAAGGGCCAACAGCUCAAGUUUGACUGGCCCCUCUUGCUGGUUAAUCUGGACCUGAUUUUGGUGACCUGAUAAUGUUACCUCUAGCACCACCACCAGGACAAAGCUGGUGAAUCAUUAGUUGUAUACACACAACAUUUGUGGGGAAGUGUUAUUCUCCGAACAAAUAUAAACAUUUGUAUUUUAGAUUUUUUUAAAGACUGUUUUAGAAUGAUCCCCAUCCUAAAACCUACAAAGAUGACUGUCAGGGUCACUGCUGCCUUAAAAACUGAUGUAAAUGAUCAAAUACAAAGUUCAAUACAAAAGUGACAUUCAGGUUUGUGCUUUGUUCUUGUUCUUCAAGCAAUACAAGUAUAAGUAAGGUGAGCAGUAUGAAGAUUGAGGGAGAGAAAAGUAUCUGAUUUCUCUUCGUCAUCAGCGCUCACACUGAGGUCCCCAGCUGUCGCAAACAGUCAGCUGGACACAUGAGUGUGAACACUCAUGUGCCAAGCAUGCACACAAACACACAUACAAACAUGCACAAAACCCAUACUAAAUUGCACAAAACAGACAUUUGUGUCAAACUAGAGCCUAAAAAUCACCUUGGAAAUCACCUAAAAAGCUAUAAAAGGAAUAAACAAAAGGGACCUAGACUUUUCGAGAGUUGACACAUAAUUCUGAGGCCCUCGAGUGAGGAGGCACAUUGGUCGGCUGGUUUCAGAUCCGCUGGUUGUACAGCGCUCCAGUCAUAGGCAGCAGGUGAAGGACUCGCUCACAGAAGAUUUACCCGCACACUGGAGGUUGUUGUUUCUUCUCUCAGCUGCGUGGAUCUUGACAAAAGGUGGGGUAGUAGUGACCACCAAACAACAUGGACCAGGAGGACGACAAAAACUCUGUUGAUAUCCAUGACAACCCUCCAGCUCCUGAAAACGUAGUGAGAGAGGAAGGAGACACUGUCUAUUUCAUAUAUGACGAGGAGGUGGAGGUGGAGGAGAAGGAACCAGAACCUCCUCCUCCUGUAGUCCGGGUCAACGACAAACCUCACAAGUUCAAGGACCACUAUUGCAAAAAACCCAAGUUCUGUGACGUCUGCGCUCGCAUGAUAGUCUUGAAUAACAAGUUUGCUCUGAGGUGUAAAAACUGCAAGACCAACAUCCACCAUUCAUGUCAGUCCUAUGUGGAGUUCCAGAGGUGCUUUGGAAAAAUUCCACCUGGCUUCAGACGGGCCUACAGCUCCCCGCUGUACACCAGUGACAUCUCCGAUCCAAACAACCCGAACCGGAACGACCCCGUCUUUGACACCCUGCGGGUCGGUGUCAUUAUGGCAAAUAAGGAGCGCAAAAAGAAUGAAAAUGACAAGAAAAAUAUGAUGAUGAUGAUGGAGGAAGAAGAAGAGGAGAACCAACAGCCCAAAGAAAAGGAGGAGGGUGGAGAAGGGAAGCCUGAUGAUAAGAAGGAGAAAGACAAAGCAGAUGACAAGAACAAGGGUACCUUCUCCCAGACCCACUACUACCUGGCUCUCUACCGCUUCAAGGCCAUAGAGAAAGACGACCUCGACUUCCACCCUGGUGACCGGAUCACAGUUCUGGACGACUCCAAUGAAGAGUGGUGGAGGGGAAAGAUGGGGGAGAAGUCAGGCUACUUCCCCACCAACUACCUCAUAAAAGUGCGUGCUUCGGAAAGAGUUUUCAAGGUGCUUCGUUCCUUUGUAGGAAACAGAGAGAUGGGACAAAUCACACUGAAGAAAGAUCAGAUCGUUGUGAAGAAAGGAGACGAGAAAGGCGGCUACUUGAAGGUCAGCACUGGACGCAAGCUGGGCUACUUCCCUGCUGAUCUGCUGGAGGAGAUCACCGUGACAUGAACAACUCUAAACAUAAACACACUUUAAACAUCAGCACAAGUUAGAGGUGCCAAUGUUCUGGAGGUGCCACUGAUCUUUCAACAAUUUUCUAUAUUCGUUCGCUAAAGUAUCAACAUGUCGUCUGUAGCAGAAUGAAUGUAUUUGCUGUGAUUUAUUUGUGACUUUAACACAAUGUAAAGCAGGAGGGAUGAUUGAUCAUACAUGAAUGUUGAAAGAGACAAUCAGGUGAUGUAUUGUGUUUUUUGUGAACAGCGUGGUAAUAAAAAUGCUUUAAGUUACCUGCUGACUAGCUAGCGGUAAAGAGAAGUAGAGAGAAUGCCAUAAUUGAUAUGAAGGUAUUCAGAUUAUAUUAACAAAUAAAUUAAUCCUUGCCUGGA